Molecule: messenger RNA, 1983 nt
Organism: Melampsora larici-populina 98AG31
Lineage: Eukaryota; Fungi; Basidiomycota; Pucciniomycetes; Pucciniales; Melampsoraceae
Exons: 8
Coding region: 1-1983 (660 amino acids)
Source: RefSeq, a predicted model, not a curated record
AUGCAAACGAUGCUCAAAGAGCAUGCUGCUGCCAACGGAUACAAGAUUAUCAUACGAUCCUCAGAAAAAAAACUAUCAGAAACCAUCAGCAUCCGCUACAAGUGUCAACGAUCAGGACUCAAACCCAGUAACAGUUCGUGUUCUCGCAAAACCGACUGUCCAUUUGCCUUCACGACUUCCCAGGUUCUUGCUCCAAACGUUCCGAGUCACCUUCAAGCACUAGUCUCCAAUGAAAAUACCCCUCCAGUUGGGAGCUGGAUCAUAAAGAUCAAAAAUCCCACUCACAACCAUGAACCCAUUGGAUCUCCACCUAUGUCGGAUUCAUAUAUCGAGCCAUUGACUGUCAUCAAACAACGCUCUUCUGUGAUAUCGCACCAGUUAUCUCAACUUUCCAAUACUUGUCGCACCGCUGCCAUUGCUGAGAUUGAAGCAGUUAUUGUGAAGUAUCAAAGCCUCGGACCCUCGCCCAUUAAAUCGUCAGCACUCGAAGCUGCGAAAGACCUUCACAUUGGCUCCCCCAUUCAAUUGUUGACACUCCAAACUACAACAGACCCCAUCCUUGGUUGUUCAAACCUUGUCUCAGCCAACCUCACCAACCCCACUACACCAGUUACCACAUCACCAGUUGAAAAAUCCUCCACCCUACCAACAGCACCACGACCACGUCUUUCUUCAACUGUAGCUCAUCCUUUGGAUCCCGCGCCGGUUUCUACUACUCAUCCGGAUCAACCUGAAGUAGUUCGGUAUAAUAAUGUGUCCGAUCGAUCCAUCACCCCAUCUUUACCUGCCCACACCCAGUCGACAGAGAAAGACUUACCUUUGGCUCUCAAGAAGCCACGCAAAAGAGUCAAGAAACCCGCUCAAACAUACUUACCACCACAAACUCAGGCUUUGACUCUCGUUUGUACUUUGGAACCCGCCGCUGUCGCAUCUCCUAUUCCGGCGCAUGAACCACAAGACGCUGAAGCCACUCUUCUCAUCUCACCUACCCUGGAUCCUUUGGUGGAUUACGAAUCGGAGCCUGCUGCUGACAGCGAUUGUUUGGUGAAUGCAACAGCGUACACAAGUCACAUUGCUUUACCUUCACCUGAACUAUUCCCCAUCAUCCACACAGCGAAUGAAGAACUUGUGAUCUACCUUCACAACACCACCGAAAACACCAAACACCCCGAACAGGACUCUUCUAUAGCUGAUCACGAUGAAGGUGACGAAAGCAUUGCGGAUCAUGAUGAAGGCGACGAAAGCUUUCAAUUGGAAUCUUUGCUGCCAAUCGCCGUAGGGCUCUCUCAAAAGGUUGAAAACACGCCACUGUCUAAAACAGGGCAUGUAUCCUCAAUGGAAAUGAAAAAGAAGCGUAAGAUUCCACUUCAAGAUCAAGGGAAGGCCAACAUUCGUAGGUCAACUAGGCACAAUAAAACGGACACCACUUCCAUCUCCGGUCCUUGUAGGUCUGCCCGCACCUGUGUUACCAAAAAAGUGUUCUCCAACCCACGAGCCGAUGGUCAUUGUGGUUAUCGCGCAAUUGCUAUCAGUUUGGGGCGAUCCGAAGAUGACUGGCAUUUAGUGCGAGAAGAACUCAUUGCUGAGCUAGAGGCAAAAGCAGCUUUCUACGAAAAUCACUUCCAUGCACGCAAAAGAGGGGAUGGUGGUAUUGUUGAGCACAUAUCGGUCAUUAGGACUCAAAGGAAUGACGUCUUGGACACCCCUUUGCUUUGGCUCAAUUCGGCUCAGAUGCUGUAUCUCAUUGCAACCACCUACCAGCGGCUGUUCUGCGUCUACGGUCCUGGUAAUCAAACCUUUUCAGCUUUGCCCCUGGACGUACCUGUAAAUGAUAAUCCUCCGAUUUUCUUAUGUUACAAUCAAAAAGGACUUCACUUUCUAUCUCUGUCACUUCUUCUAUCACCCACCCUUCCCAUUCCUAAGCCAUGGGAAGAAUGGUACCAACUUGCCCAACCCCAGGCACUAGGGUGGGCUAAUAACUGA